UACUCCCUCCAUUUGUUCGUCUCCCUUCCCCGAUGUGACCAACCAUUGCUUUCUCUUUUCAGUUCUCUUCUCCUCUCUGCGCGACACAGCACUUCGUCACUUUCCUUUUUUUCCAUUCUCAUAGCGUUUUUGUGUUUUCAAGCAAGCGAGUACGGAACUCAUCUGUUGAUAAACUGCUACCUCAAGCAGUGACAAGAAAAGUGGUGGAAGUUUGAUAGACUUUAUAGUUCAAUUUGUUCUGAAUACUCCUUAAAAAAAAAGGUCUUACAUUGUUGCUGCACUGUGAAAUUGUGCAUAGACCUGGAUCCAAUGGACCUGAAGCCAAAUCUUAACCCUGUCCUUACUGAUGCCACACCCUUAACAAGGUCAAGGCUGGGUGUGCCUUCUGGUUUAUCACCUUACUCUCCUAUAGGGGCAACCUUUCCCCAUGGUAACAUGCUGGCAAUUCCAAGGAAGAAGACAGGAAUUCUUGACGAUUUUCGUUCUAGCGGUUGGCUCGAUGCAAUGAAAUCGUCUUCUCCUACUCACACUAAGGUAUCCAAGGAUGUUAGUCAUGGGAUUGGAUCACCUGAUUCUGCUUAUAGUACCUGGCUGCUAAAGUUUCCAUCAGCACUAGCAUCUUUUGAUCAAAUUACCAACUGUGCAAAAGGGAAGAGAAUAGCAUUGUUUCUGGAUUAUGAUGGGACUCUUUCACCCAUUGUGGAUAAUCCUGACUCUGCUUUCAUGUCAGACAAUAUGCGUGCUGCUGUUAAAAUAGUGGCGGAAUAUUUUCCAACCGCGAUAAUUAGUGGAAGAAGCCGUGACAAGGUAUAUGAAUUUGUUGGAGUAAGUGAUCUAUGUUAUGCUGGUAGUCAUGGUAUGGACAUUAUUGGUCCUUCUAGACAAUCUAUUUCUGAUAAUCACCCUGAUUGCAUUAGUUCUGCUGACAAGCAGGGUGUUCAAGUUAAUUUAUUCCAACCUGCUGCUGAAUUCCUGCCCAUGAUUAAUGAGGUACUUGGGUUGCUCAAGGAGUGCACAGAAGAUAUUGAAGGAGCAACAGUUGAGAACAACAAAUUUUGUGUGUCUGUGCAUUACCGCAAUGUAGAUGAGGAGAGUUGGCAAAUUGUGGGACAACGUGUAUAUGAUGUUCUGAAGGAGUAUCCACGUUUGCGUUUAACUCAUGGGCGGAAGGUUUUAGAGGUUCGGCCAGUGAUUGACUGGGAUAAGGGAAAAGCUGUCACAUUUUUACUCGAGUCACUUGGACUUAAUUGUGAUGACGUGCUCGCUAUUUAUGUUGGGGAUGAUAGAACAGAUGAAGAUGCAUUUAAGGUUUUGAAAGAAGCUAAUAAAGGUUGUGGCAUCUUAGUGUCCCGUGCCCCAAAAGAAAGCAACGCAAUUUACUCUCUUCGUGAUCCCUCUGAGGUCAUGGAAUUUCUGACAUCACUUGCGGAAUGGAAAUCAAGCAUUCAAGCUCGCUGAAAAGAUUUACAUAUUGUAUAGAGGAGAACAUACUCCACUAUGCUAUAUAUUAGAGACAGUCUUUUGUUUUUAGUUUGAAUUUUUUGUUAGAAGACUUUCCAAGAGGUCUGCUGGAACAUAUUUGAGCUCAGAAGACCUCUGACCUGACGACAGCAACAACAUUGUCAUUACCCAAUUGUUUUACUCAAAUUUUGUGUGGUAGCUGUAAAUUCCUGGCUGAGAAUUAUAUAUAUAUAUAUAUUGGGAAGAUUAAGGAAAAUCUCCUCAUAGGGUGUUUCUUUUUUCCGCAUUAGAAGUUUAUUAUCGUAUUCAUUUCAUAUCCUUUCUUCAGUUUUGGUUACUGACCAGCUCAUUGGGGAUUAAAUAUGAAACUGUUCUGUUUCUUUUUUUUGAGAGAAUAUAUAAUUUUUUAAUAUGUAGAUUGGAUAUCAUUAUUUGUAUUACCAAUUUAUAUCAGUCUGAUUACCGUUACAUA
Molecule: messenger RNA, 1933 nt
Organism: Glycine soja
Lineage: Eukaryota; Viridiplantae; Streptophyta; Magnoliopsida; Fabales; Fabaceae
Product: trehalose-phosphate phosphatase A-like
Exons: 12
Coding region: 310-1458 (382 amino acids)
Biological process (GO): trehalose biosynthetic process
Molecular function (GO): trehalose-phosphatase activity
Source: RefSeq, a predicted model, not a curated record